AUGAGUGAUUCAAUAGAAAAUCCUACAACUCAAGAAAUAAAAUUACAGCAGGACAUUUUAGAACUGAAAACUAUACGAGUGUUCUCUGGAACCUUCAAUGUUAGCGGACAAGACGUGACAGAAUCUCUUUCACCUUGGCUCCAAUGUGAUUACGAUAUCGAUAUUUAUGCCAUUGGAUUUCAAGAAUUAGAUCUGAGUGUAGAAGCGUAUUUGGUAUAUGAUGGUACGAGAGAAUCUAAUUGGACUACCGCUGUUUUGCAAGCUUUAGGUGAUAAAGCUGAUAAUUAUUGGAAGAUCAUGUCAAAACAACUGAUCGGAAUGCUUCUUAUAGUCUUAGUGAAAAAAGUACAUGCGCCAUACGUUAAAGAGAUCAAAUCCGAUUGUGUCGGUGUCGGGUUAAUGGGCAUGAUGGGUAACAAAGGUGGGGUAGCUAUUCGAUUCCGAUUUUAUGAUUCAUACCUAUGCUUUGUAAAUUGUCAUUUAGCAGCUGAUCCUAAUGGACUCGAAAGAAGGAAUCAGGAUUAUUUGGAUAUCUGUCAGCGAAUCACUUUUCCUAUUAAUAUGAGUGAAGGUUAUUCAUCAUUAUAUGGUUGGGUUGGUGAUUAUAUACCCCCAUAUGCCAAAAAUGCAGUUGCUGGUAUGGGAGGGAUGGUAGGUAUUAGUGGAAAUACAAGCACAGCGCCUAACGAUAAUAAAGUAGGUGCGGGUCAGGUUAUGCCCAUAUUUGAUAACGAUCAUUUGAUUUGGAUGGGAGAUUUAAAUUAUCGAAUAGACAUGUUAUCAGAACCUGAGGUAAAAUCUAUGUUGGAAGGAAAUAAGACAAAAUUAUUAUUGAAGUUUGAUCAGUAUGAUUUUGGAACAAAUGAAUGGGACACUAGCGAAAAGAAAAGAACUCCUGCAUGGACGGAUAGAAUAUUAUGGAGAAGUCAGGAUAAUGAAUGGUGUAAAUUACUCCGAUAUAAAAGUCAUAUGAAAAUUGCAUUAAGUGAUCAUAAGCCUGUGAGUGCAAUUUUUGAAUUGAAGAUUAAAAUAUGUGUGAGGGAUGAUUGGAUCAUAUUAAAAGAUAACAUGUAUGAACAGCAUACAGAAGUAAAUAAUAUUCCGACAAACUUAAUACAGGAGAGAGAGGAGAAUGCUGAAUGA
Molecule: messenger RNA, 1143 nt
Organism: Funneliformis caledonium
Lineage: Eukaryota; Fungi; Glomeromycota; Glomeromycetes; Glomerales; Glomeraceae
Source: the annotation of a GenBank genome assembly